Symbiodinium sp. CCMP2592 is the source of this 4452-nucleotide messenger RNA. The record is from the annotation of a GenBank genome assembly. NCBI's taxonomy places the organism in Eukaryota, Dinophyceae, Suessiales, Symbiodiniaceae.
AUGCCGAAGAAAGAGCACAAGGCCGAUGAGUUGGCCUUAGAUGGACUCGCGGCAAAGUUGGAGAAACAGAAGGAAAUCAGGAAGCGACUGUUGAAAACGGGCAGGUUGCUGGUUUGGGAAGAGCCGAAAAAGGUCGGCAUCAUCAAUUUCAAAUCCAUGCGGCCCAAUGCUUCAGUCCUCACGAUUUUGCUUCACCACUACCUUCACCCGGCCCCAGAGUUGAGAACGAUCAACGUGUUUGCAGCACGACGUGAGGCAGAGAUUGCUUUGAUGAGGGAGGACCUCGAGAUGCCGGCUGAUCCGGCAAAAGUCGUCUGUGAUGCAUCCUCCCUUCGGUGCUUUGUCACGUAUAUGAUUAAGCGCCACAACGGCGCCAAGCGAAGGGAUCCUGUGGUUCGGAAGCUCUUCGACGUCAUGAACCAUUACUUCCAGGUUCAGCCGAUGCCUGGUGAUGUGGCAGAUGAUGGCGAGGAAGGAGAGGAGGAGGAAUGCAAGGAGGAGGAUGUGGAAGUUGAUCCCGAGACUGGUGGUGAAGCCGAUGGGUUCUAUCGGGAUUUUGUCCCAGCGGACGAAAUGUUGGCGGGUGAUGCAGACCCUGACGAUCAGGAGCUCUACGAUAUGCUAUCUGGAGCUUUGGUGGCAGCCCCAGGUACCGGGUUGAGACAGAACGCGAUCGAGGCGAAGGACAAGAUCGAGUCGAAGGGUGCGAUCGAGACAAAGGACGUGAUCGAGUCGAAGGACGAGAUCGAGUCGAAGGGUGCGAUCGAGUCGAACGGCGCGAUCGAAACGAAGGACGCGACCAAGGGGGAGGACACGAUCGAGACGAAGGACGCGACCAAGGGGGAGGACACGAUCAAGGCGAAGGAUGAGAUCAAGGCGGAGGUCACGAGCAAGGCCGAGUGCGGGAUGCAGGUGGUCAUUGAUCUGGAGGCAGAGGCUCCUCCGCCUCCUCCUCUCCGCAAGAUUAAGAAUUUUCGCCUAGAACGUCUCGACCAGCUGCGGCAAGAGAUUGAGAAGCGAAGAAGGACUUUGGCUUGCGCGAGGCCGUCCACGGCAAAGCUUGAGGCAGUCCCUCUGCUGGACAUGGAGACGCAGCCCAUGGAUCUAGAGCCUGUUGCUCGUGAUCUUACGAAGCAGUUCCAGGCAGUGGCUGCAGAUGAGAGCCCGGAUGCAAAGGUCGUUGGUGAGCCAGACUCACAAUCGCGACCUGAGCCCGAGUUUGUGUGCGAUGCUAAGACGGUUGUAUCCAGCGAUGCUGCUCAGGGCGACUUAUUCCACUUGUCGGAUUCCGGGUUGAGCCGCAAGGACCAGUUCGAAGCCAAGGCCAAAUCAGCGAGCAAAGGCGGUGUGUCCGGCCCCGAGAAGAAGCCGAAUCCUGAAGAUGCCCCAGCAGAGACCGGCGAGGUUCCGAGCUUGGGUGCGGAGCAAUCUGCUCCGAAGCGGAAGCGGGCGGCUGAGGAAGGAGAGUCUUCUACUGGCGACGACCAGCAGGAGGCCAAGCAGGAGGCUGUCACCAAGCCGAAAGCUUCUGCCAAGACCAAGGCGAAAGCUUCUGCCAAGACCAAGGCGAAAGCUUCUGCCAAGAGCAAGGUGAAAGCCCCUGCCGAGGACGAAGGGGUAGCUCCCUCUGAGCCGGCUGCCGAGGCAUCGGACCAGAAGGAGCCCGAGGAGGGAGCUGAGGGCAAAAAGACGUUUGCCAGCAGGCCGUGUCCUACGCGCGAGGCGUUUGCGAAGCAGAGGUGGACCUGCAUCCGGGACUCCUUCGAGCUUUACGUGGCCAAUCAUCUGAGAUUCCGUUCCAAAGCCGAGGAUGCCUACUGGAAGCAUUGCCUUGAGGCCUUGUCUGAAGAGAUCAAGGUACUGCUGGGAAUGAGCCGCCUUCCAGCUGGCCUCCGAGUGUACGCGAAGUACGGCUUUUACAGUUCGGUAGUGAACCUACCAUUGCCCGAGCCGGGGGAACCGGCGGAAGCUAGCAUGCGCCAUGGAUGGUAUGACCUUUCCGAGAAGUAUAUCCGGGUACUGACGAACCUGGAUUUCAUUUGUCUGGUCAUGUGCCUCAUGAAGCUGGCAAUUCUCGAGGAGCUUGAUUUCUAUGAUGUUUUGGAUUUCUUCGCAGGCAAAGCCAGGACCUAUCCCGCGAAAUUUGCAGCACAAGUCGUUCGUGGUCGAAGGCACCUCUUGGCGGAAAAUCCAACCAUCCGGGCACCACUACAGUAUUCUGGCCUCCUAGAGUUCCUGAACAGUAUUGCGAUCGGUGACAAUUGGAACGAUGCUGAGCUUUGGUGCCCUCUCACAUACGUGUAUGGAAGCAAACACUUGCACUUGCCUCCAGAGUUGAAGCAGGAGCUCAAGCAGGAGAUUGCAGAUCAGGCCGAGCCGCUUUCCGAAGCAACUCUGGACGAGCUGAAUGACGACGAGCUCCAAAUCCUCUUCUGGGCCCAGGCAACUGCGGGAGAUGCUAGUGGUCUGAAGGCUGUGAAGCCAGAGGUUUGUCACGAAGAGCCUACCACCGAAACGGCUGGAGUCCCAAGAUGCACAUCGUACUCCAGCACCUACACCCCAAGCUUCCUUACCAAGCACUCCGGCACCUACACCCCAAGCUUCCUUACCAAGCACUCCGGCACCUACGCCCGAAGCUUCCUUACCAAGCGCUCCGGCACCUACACCCCAAGCUUCUUUAGCAAGCCCUGCCAGCACAACUGCGGAAGCUGCUUCUGGUGCAACCCAGAAGCCGAGGCGGCUUCGGACUGCUACACACACGCUAGUGCCAAAGCCAAACUUUCCGCAGAAGCCGUGAAGCAACGAAUGCGACGAAUCUUCACCCCGCGAGCUGACGGUUCCUACCUCGUGGCUGCUGACUUUGUGAAGCAGUGGGCUGACAAGAGUCCUGGAGGGGGCAGAGAUCGGCUUAUGGGAUUGUUCGAGAAAACAUCCUAUCACCGGGAGCAGUUUCUCAAGCGAUGCAAAGCUAUCGCCGAAGAAGUGGAGGAAGAAUCCUUCGAGAUAGAGGGUGAGUUUCUUACGCUCGAGGACAUGGACAACUUGAAUUUCAGUGAGAGCAAAAAAGCAGGAAUCGUCGCAUACUGCUCCUCCCGGCCUUCCUUGGUGAGGCAGAGCAAGUACGGAGAAGGAGAAAUGUAUUGGACUGAUGUCCGCAUCAAGGGGAAACUCUCGAUACUCAUCUACACAGUGGUGAAGACGAAGCGCAAGAUCUACCAGGAGAUGAUGGAUUGGGAGGAAGAUGCAUCCUCAAAGAAUGACGUGCUAGACAAGCACAAAUUCGACAAUUGGGGCCUCUCCAAUCCCGACAGCGGUGCUUUCAAGGAGCUCUUGGAUGUGGAACCCGAGGACGCGAAAGCCAGCGAUGGUCAGCUGGCUGUCGAUCAGGGAAGCGUGGCCAAAAAGGUCAGUUGGCCCGAGCUCGCGAAGGAUGCUAGCCCGAGCAGUCUUCUACACCCGUGCAUGAAGUGCAUACAGCGGCAUGAGAAGAAGAUCGACACCUUGUUGCAACGGUUUUCCAAUGUCGACCCCGCAACAUUGACACCUCUGCAACAGCAGCUGAAGGCAAAGCUGAACAAGGUGCAAGGAGACCUCACGGCAUCGGUGGAUAGCAUCGAGACGAAGAUCAAGGAGGGUUUGACUAGGUGCAGUCGGCAGCUAAAGAUGAACAAGGACAUCAAAGUGUGUGGGGUGAUGCUUAUGCUGAAACUUCUUGUGCUGAGGGUGGUUGAUGCUUUGCUUCUGCACGAUCGUGUGAAGCGAGAGCCCGAGUGCCAUGCGCCGGCCGAGACGAGCGAAUCGGCAUGCCCAAAGGGGAACAGGUCCAUGCAUUUCGUAUUCCACAAGGAAUCAAAUUUGUCCAUUCAAGUUGUGCUCAUGGCUUGGAUGGUGACAGGGGCCAUCGUUCGCAAAGGCAAAAAAGUAAGUACUGUCGACGACACUUCUUCGGAAAGCGAUGUUCUGCUGGAGCAUCUGGCAGAAACGAUGGGGGAUGGGGUCUUGUCCUCGGGCCCUCCAAAGGUAAAUGCAAAUGCGAAAAGUGCCUUCGUGAUCGCAGCGAUCUCCCAUUCGCCGUUUUUGCUGUAUGGGCUAGCGGGAUGGCAGUCCAAGAGCCAUCCAGAAGUGGCGGAGGCUAUGUACAAACUUUUGGCUUCGGACCUGCAUGAGCUUUUCCAUACGGGAGUCGAGGUGCCAGGUCGAGGUCUGGUGUACGGGGCCGUGAUUGCUUGCAAGGGUGACAUGGAUUGGCACAAGAAGGUUAUGAAUUUGACACGCCAUGCCGAGUUGAUGAGUCUAAUGGUCCAAACCAUCGAAGAAGAGCGCGCUCGCCUUGAGCAGGUGAAGGAGGCUCAGAAGCGCGAUCGCCUUAAAGGCGCCUGGCAGCUGCUCGUGAAGCACGUGCUCUUGGACUUGUACGUGGAACAGCGCUACGGAAGCGCGGGCCCUUCGUAG